UUCCUGACCUAGCAGUUGUUACCUUCUGAGAAGGUUCUUUGUUUAAAUCUCCCUUUGAUUAAAUACAUAACAAGUCAUGUAAAUGUUGUCUUCUUGUUUACCUUUACAUCCUUAUUGUAUGUCCACUGGAAAUGCCGGAAGCAACUAAACGAGCGCAAUGUCACCAUUAUUCAGUUACUUCCUCAUUUCUAUAAUAUUGGGUUAGUGGUGUCCAGUGGGCUGCAUUUGAACUGCGCUUAUGUUGAGUAGCAUCAACACCUGGGAAAACAAGCAACAGAAACCAGUUUAUUCAGUGGCUCACUGGCUAAAAGAGCGAAUUGACGCUCUCUUAGCUGCCUACGCAGCUCGGGCCUCAGCUGUUUUGCUGCUGCUGCUGCCGCUUUGGUUUUUGUCUAUCUGCUGAAACUUAAAAUUUUGCACAUUUGCCCGCUGAGUUGGUUUCGGCCGUUUGAACUCACAACAACGUGUCGCGAGUGCAUAUUCAAUCCAAAGUAUAAGUUUUUGAGAGUGAAUAAUACCUAGUAAAUGCCAUGUACGCGAAGUUUGAUAAUUGAGAGAAAAAAAUAAAAGAAAUAGUCAAUAAAAAUCAGAAAUAGAUGCGAUUUAAACUUGUUGACCUGGUUACGAUUUAAUUAAAUGAGAUAUGGAAUUUUCUGUGUUUUUGUUGCUUUUCCUACCACUUCUGAGCAGCUUUUGCUGUGUGUCCACGAUGAAUGAUGCAACAGCGUCAACGACGAGGCUUCGCAAAAAUGCAACAGAGACAAGAGCUCAAUCGGAGGCAUUUAACGAAAACAGUAGUCGUGUUAGUGGUUCCCGCGGCCACAAAUCUCGUACUGUUGCACAAUAUAAGCUGCCGCUCUAUGCCACAGAGACGGCGCCGGACAGCAGAGAUACCACGGCCAGAUCACAGUCCAUGCGCAGGCGCACCCAGGUGGUUAUGCGGCGCAGACCAACUACCACAUCAACAACAACAACAACAACGACGACGACGACAACUUCAACAACGCCCCGUCCAGUGUUGGCGAAUGGAUUCAAUUUCUUCCAUCCCAGUUUCUGGAGCUUUGGUCAGCAGAGCCUUGUGCCAGUGAGUUCGCCCACAAAACAGCCCCACCCACCCAAGAAGUUUACGCACUCCACAGCAACUGGCUCCAAGGAGGAGAAGUCCACGUACCGCCGGCAACAAAAGACCACACCAAAACCAAGGCGCAAGGCUAAUACCACAAUGGCAACAAGCACCACUGAGGGACCAUUCCGCUUAGCGUUGCCAACGCUUAAUUUCCCUAGCACCGCGGCUGGCGCUAGCGAUAAGGAGAAGGAUAAACGAGCUGCCGCUGAUCUGCGACAGCGUUUCAAUUGUCCGCGUGAGAACGAGGUACGCUUCCAGCUGUUUCCGAAAAUCUGCAAGUCCGAUAAGGACUGUUUGGUCUGGCAACGGGAUGAGAUCUGUUGCGACAUCUUUGGCUCCAGCAGUUGCGUCGCGGGCAUUGCCAAGCCACUCGAGGAGACGGAGCACGCACCCAUAUUGGGCCUGAUACCACGCAAGUGUCCGACGCGCCCGUUGGCUGAGCUGUGGUGGGAUGUGCAGGAGUGUCUCACUGACAUGGACUGCUGGCCGCGUGUUUGCUGCCCCGAUGGUCGCCGGCGCUACUGCCGCACAUCCCAGCCGGAAUUGGAGACGGUGCCGGUGCCAGUAAAGCGUUCGUUUGAUUACCUUACGGAGUACUUGGAGUGCACGGCACCGCCGCCGACCAUUUUUGAUCUGCAUCCAAAAGCUUGCACCUCCACGCUAGACUGCUUCCCCAACGUGUGCUGCCAGGAGGCGGGCUUGCGGCACUGUCGUCCACCCAAGAAGUCUGUGCUCACACUGAUGGCCAAUUUCCUGAACGUGGACUUUGUGAAGCGCUUAACACAGAAUAUUGUUAUCAAGUAGUUUCAGUUCAGUUAACGUACACACACGCACAUACACACAUGCACAUUCAUCUGCACCUAUGUACAUACAGACAUACACACAUAUAUACGUGUAAUCA
Messenger RNA from Drosophila hydei, 2027 nucleotides. RefSeq lists its product as uncharacterized. NCBI's taxonomy places the organism in Eukaryota, Metazoa, Arthropoda, Insecta, Diptera, Drosophilidae. The transcript has 4 exons. The record is from RefSeq and is a predicted model, not a curated record. Bases 644 to 1930 code for a protein of 428 amino acids.